ACGACAUCACAGUCAUCGCAAUGCAGUGUCGGCAUAAAGAGUGAAGGAAGACUGAUCAUUGUACCACUCGGGGCGAAUGGUGCUGGAGUUCUUUAUCGGUGCUUGACUAUAAAUCGUGUUUAGAAGCAGUAGUCAUCCCGGGAUGGUGAAGUCGUGGAUGAUCGCAGUUGACGGGGCUGUUAUACCUACACAUCGACGGCCGGUGGAUUGGACUUUGACUGGUCAAAGAUUAGAGUCGCGUUGUAUCGCGAGAGAUGGUGGACAAGAAGAGGCGUCAGACUCGACGACCGCCUCGACAUAACGCAGAUAAAUCGCGCUCCUCACAACGCGAGCAUCACUCGAAAUUCACCCUUGGCUUAACGCGGCGCUCAGUCAAGACACGCCAACCCCAAACUAAACAAUGGCGUUCAGGCUCGAGGAGGACCCCAUUGGACCGGAAACGCAGGCACUUGCUCUCAGCGAACUCAGGGAGACUGAGGAGAACAAGAAGAAUGGCAUCGAAGCCCUCAGAAAGCUCCUUGAAGGUGACAAAACGUUAUUUUUCAACACGGAGGACGAUUUCCUUGUCAUUUUUCUUCGACCGUGUAAAUUUUACCCGGACAGCGCUUUCGCGCUAAUGAAAAGAGUCGCCGAGUUCAAGGAGAAGAACGCCGCUCUUCUGGAAAACCUGAUGCCUCAGGACGAGAGGGCGGCCUUCAUCGAGAGCAACGUCGUCAACGUUCUGAAGGGCCGGGACCACAAGGGCAGGCGAGUACUCCUCGUAAAUGCCGGAAAGUCUUGGGACCCGUCCAAGGUCAGCGCCGAUCAGUUGUUCAGAAUCUUCUAUCUCAUCCACGAGGCCGCCAUGCGAGAGCCCGAAACGCAGGUUCGAGGUGUUGUGGUGAUAAUGGACUUCGACGGGCUGACGAUGAAACAGGUCUUGGCGUUGUCGCCGACGUUCAGCAUGCGACUGCUCACCUUCAUCCAGGACGCGAUGCCGCUGCGUCUAAAGGAGGUUCACAUAGUCAAGCAACCGUUCAUCUUCAACAUGGUCUGGAAGAUAUUCACGCCGUUCAUCCGGGAGAAGCUCAACUCCAGGAUGUACUUCCACGGUAGCAAAAUGGCCUCGCUUCACAAGCACCUCGACCCGAGUCACCUGCCAGAAAACUACGGUGGCAAGUUACCCGCCAUUGACUACACAUCCGCUGAUUGGUACCCGGUUAUUAUCGAGAACGAGGAUAAGGUGAAAGAAUGGAACAGCUACGGUCUUCGAAAAAACUAAUAGCGGGACCAAGAGACUGACAAAUUUGUACCUUAAGUUAUAACGCACAAUUUCAAUCCAGUAUAAAGUAUCUCGAUAUAUAAUGAUAUGUUACACCGUACUUUUAUACUUGUAUUUAGGUGAAUAAUUAAAUAGGCAUACGCGAGCUAGAAAGAAAUGUGGAAAUUCGAAAAUAAAAUUUUUAUUUUGCAUCAGCUUAUGCACGUGAAGGAAAAAUGAAAACAAAAUUGCGUGUGAAUUUUUGUUAUCGAUUUUUCUAUUUAGUCUAAAAUUAUCGCGUUGAUAGGUAAUUGUUUUUAGUGAACUUUGGAAUCAAAAAUUUGUGACUGUAUCCUAUACAUGGCUAACACACUAUUACAAAAAUACUGUAUUCACUGUAAAAAAACUUUUUUAAAUGAAGCACAGCAAAGCAAUCCUCUAAUCAACUGGUUUCAGAAUGAAACGUUGUAACAUUUAUAUAUAUAUAUUUUUUUUUUUUUUGACUUUUAGAUUUGAAUUCUUUCAGAAAAAUUCUCUUAAUUUAGACCCCGAUUAUCAGCUAUUGCUGUUGCCAUGCUACUCAUAUUCGGUUUAGUCCAGAUUACUCGACUUUUUGCUUGAAAGCUGUUCGUAUUAUUCUGUGGGUAAUAAUUCGCUGAUGGGUAACUUGGAUUUGGUAACCAACAGUUGGCUCCAUCCGCCUUCUAAUUUUAGUAUAGCAUAUUAGUUUGUCCUCGCUGUCGCUGAAAAUUAUAUUUGUACUGACUUUCGUUA
Messenger RNA from Neodiprion fabricii, 2014 nucleotides. Its product is annotated as retinaldehyde-binding protein 1. NCBI's taxonomy places the organism in Eukaryota, Metazoa, Arthropoda, Insecta, Hymenoptera, Diprionidae. Gene Ontology annotation, cellular component: membrane. The transcript has 5 exons. The coding region runs from base 401 to 1261 and encodes 286 amino acids. Gene Ontology annotation, molecular function: phosphatidylinositol bisphosphate binding. The record is from RefSeq and is a predicted model, not a curated record.